Molecule: messenger RNA, 3775 nt
Organism: Gastrolobium bilobum
Lineage: Eukaryota; Viridiplantae; Streptophyta; Magnoliopsida; Fabales; Fabaceae
Product: type I inositol polyphosphate 5-phosphatase 12-like
Exons: 10
Coding region: 186-3572 (1128 amino acids)
Biological process (GO): phosphatidylinositol dephosphorylation
Molecular function (GO): phosphatase activity; protein binding
Source: RefSeq, a predicted model, not a curated record
GAUUCCUGUCCGUAAGCUUCCAGUAUGCCCCGCCUUACUUCCCGCUCGUCAAUCUUACGUGCUUCCCUCUCUCUCGGGAAACCCUUUAGACCCUUUCCAUCGUUCUUCAUUUUCUCACUCUGCUGGAACUGCAAAUUCCAUUUUCAUUUUCUCUCUUUUUGUAGUUAUAAACCAAUCCAAGAGCAAUGGAUGACCGAAUUGACGACGAUGACACGGACAAGGAGUCCUUGGCCGGCCUGAGCUCUCUUCCACCUCACCGCAAAGCCCAUUCGUAUAGCCAACAGCUCCGAGGCACCUCCACACACAAACGCCACAAUCAAGUCCGCAAGCACAGUCUCGACGAUUGCCGUAUGUCGAAUAACAUGGACUCUUUUUACGAGGACUCUGACUCGGAUGAUGACUUCUUCCCACAUUCAUCUACAAAUCCUGCUGCUGAUGAAUACAUCGAAGGUGAUGAUGAUUUGUGUCAGUAUCAGCCUUUGCAGGAAUUUAUUGGCAGCGGGGGCGGAACUGGGAUCUUUAAGGCUCCCAUUAGAGCGGCCGUUCAUCCCGGCCGUCCCCCGUGUGUUGAGUUAAGGCCCCACCCGUUAAGGGAGACUCAGGUUGGGAAGUUCCUCAGAAACAUUGCUUGUACCGAAUCACAGUUGUGGGCUGGACAGGAAGCUGGGGUGAGGGUGUGGGAGUUUCAAAAUGCUAAUGAACCAGGUUGCGGUCUUGGUGGAAAGGUGAGAAGAGGCGACGAGGAUGCUGCGCCAUUUUAUGAAUCAGCGGAUACCUCUCCCACCUUAUGUUUGGUGGUCGACAAUGGGAAUAGGUUGAUCUGGAGUGGUCAUAAGGAUGGGAAGAUAAGGUCUUGGAAAAUGGAUCAACCUUUUGCUACCCCUUUUAAGGAAGGUCUUUCUUGGCAGGCACAUAGAGGUCCUGUUCUUGCCAUGACCACAAGUUCCUAUGGCGAUCUCUGGUCAGGUUCCGAAGGGGGUAUUAUUAAGAUAUGGCCAUGGGAAUCCGUUGAAAAAUCUCUUUCCCUGUCUCCAGAAGAAAGGCAUAUGGCAGCUUUACUUGUUGAGAGGUCAUUCAUUGACCUCAGAAGUCAAGUCACCGUUAAUGGUGUUUGCAGUAUAUCUUCUCAAGAGGUUAAGUGUUUGUUGUCUGAUCAUGUUAGAGCUCGAGUCUGGUGUGCUGGGCCUCUAUCCUUUUCACUGUGGGAUGCCCGUACAAAGGACCUUCUGAAAGUAUUUAACAUUGAUGGUCAGGCGGAAAAUCGAGUUGAUAUGUCAUCCGUACAACAGGAUCAAGUAGUAGAAGAUGAAAUGAAGGUAAAGUUCGUUUCCUCCUCAAAAAAGGAGAAAUCCCAGGGUACUAGCUUUCUACAACGGUCACGUAAUGCAAUAAUGGGAGCUGCAGAUGCUGUGCGUCGAGUUGCAACCAAGGGAGCUGGAGCAUUUGUUGAAGAUACUAAAAGAACGGAAGCUCUUGUGCAAACAAGCGAUGGAAUGAUUUGGAGUGGAUGCACAAAUGGCUUAAUUGUGCAAUGGGAUGGGAAUGGGACGCGUGUGCAAGAUUUUAAUCGCCAUCCUUGUGCUGUCCAAUGCUUCUGCACUUUUGGAACACGGACAUAUGUAGGCUAUGUGAGUGGUAUUAUCCAAAUACUGGACCUAGAAGGCAAUGUAAUUGCGGGAUGGCUUGCUCAUAAUAGUCCUGUGAUUAAAUUGGCUGUUGCCAAUGAUUAUGUUUUUAGCUUGGCUACUCAUGGUGGUAUACGGGGAUGGAAUUUUGCAUCUCCAGGUCCUGUUGACAACAUAAUAAGAUCAGAGUUGGCCGGAAAGGAACUUAUUUACACAAGACGGCACAAUGUCAGAAUUUUGAUUGGCACAUGGAAUGUCGGUCAAGGUAGAGCUUCUCAGGACUCACUUCUGUCAUGGUUGGGUUCCGUUGUAUCAGAUGUAGGCAUUGUUGUGGUUGGUUUGCAAGAAGUGGAGAUGGGUGCUGGUUUUCUUGCAAUGUCUGCAGCAAAAGAAACUGUAGGGCUUGAAGGAAGUGCAAUGGGGCAGUGGUGGCUGGAUACAAUAGGAAAGGCCUUAGAAGAAGGAAAAGCUUUUGAGCGUAUGGGUUCUAGGCAGCUUGCUGGCUUGCUUAUAUCUCUUUGGGUAAGAAAGAAUCUUAGAACACACGUAGGGGACAUUGAUGCUGGAGCAGUCCCAUGUGGUUUUGGACGUGCAAUUGGUAAUAAGGGAGGAGUGGGUUUGAGAAUCAGAGUCUAUGAUAGGAUAAUGUGCUUUGUGAAUUGUCACUUGGCUGCACAUUUGGAAGCAGUUAAUCGGCGAAAUGCUGAUUUUGAUCACAUAUAUCGAAAUAUGGUCUUCAGCCGAUCAUCGAACCUACUUAAUACUGCUGCUGGUAUGGUACCAUACCUGUUCUUGUCUUGCUCUCUUGCCUUCUCCACAUAUUUAUUUUGGCUACUUUACUCUUCUGGCUUGCCAUUGGUCCUCUCUGUUACAGCUGGUGUCUCUACUGCUGUUCAUAUGCUUCGUGGUACAAAUGCUAUGGGUGUCAGUUCUGAAGAAGCAAAACCUGAGUUAUCUGAAGCAGAUAUGGUGGUAUUUUUUGGUGAUUUCAACUAUCGGCUUUUUGGUAUAUCUUAUGAUGAAGCCAGGGACUUUGUUUCUCAAAGGUGCUUUGAUUGGCUUAGAGAAAAGGAUCAGCUCAGGGCGGAGAUGAAAGCUGGAAAAGUUUUCCAGGGAAUGCGGGAGGCACUCAUCAAAUUUCCUCCAACGUAUAAAUUUGAAAGGCACCAAGCAGGUUUAGGAGGGUAUGAUUCGGGAGAGAAAAAGCGAAUCCCUGCCUGGUGUGACAGAAUAAUAUAUCGCGAUACUCGGUCAGCUCCAGUUUCUGAGUGCAAUUUAGACUGCCCUGUUGUGUCAUCAAUUUUACAGUAUGAUGCUUGCAUGGAUGUGACUGAUAGUGAUCACAAACCUGUUCGGUGUAAAUUCAAUGUCAAAAUUUCUCAUGCUGAUAGAUCAAUAAGGAGAAAGGAGUUUGGGGAAAUUAUGACAUCAAAUGAGAAAAUCAGAUCCAUGCUUGAAGAAUUAUGUUAUGCUCCAGAAACCACUGUCAGCCCGAACAAUAUAGUCCUUCAAAACCAGGACACUUCAUUGUUGCUUAUAACAAACAGAAGUACGAAGGAUACGACUGUGUAUAAGAUCACUUGUGAAGGCCAGUCUAUAGUCAAGAAUGAUGGUCAAGCACCUGAUUAUAGCCCAAGAGGUGCCUUUGGCUUUCCCAGAUGGCUUGAGGUCAAUCCAGCUGCCGGCAUAGUUAAACCCGAGCAAAGUGUAGAGGUUUCAAUACGUCAUGAAGACCUUCAUACCUCUGAAGAAUCUGUAGAUGGCAUACCACAGAACUGGUGGAGUGAAGACACCCGAGAUAAGGAAGUGAUUUUGGUUGUUCAUGUCCAAGGCAGCUCCUCCGUCCAAACUAUCAGUCAGAAAAUCCGUGUGCGCCAUUGUUUCUCGGCAAAGACGGUUCGAAUUGACUCAAAAUCCAACAGCGCGAAGAGAAAUCAAGUAAGCUAACUACAUAAACUAGUUUCAGAAAUUUAGUAGUUCCACUCAUGUGGUUGAUGACUUAGAAAAUUCCAAAAAUGCCUAAAUGGAAGGAGGGAAAUGUCAAUGAGAAAUGUCAAUGACAGAUGCACAAUAUAAGAGGCGUUGUUUAAAUUGUUGUUGAACAUCCAAAAGCACUUUCUGCUUUAAGUCUUAGGACAGGUUUAGGUUGU